This is a messenger RNA of Phytomonas sp. Hart1, 6679 nucleotides long. NCBI's taxonomy places the organism in Eukaryota, Euglenozoa, Kinetoplastea, Trypanosomatida, Trypanosomatidae. The record is from the annotation of a GenBank genome assembly.
AGCCGUAGUGAAGUGAAUUCCUUUUAGGCUGUUAGAUAUUUUUCUGCUUUCAGUAACAAAGCGAUAGACAAUUAACUUGUCAGAAAAAGGCUUUUUGUGAGGAUUUGUCACAAAGAGUUUGUUGAGACAAGAAUCUCAUUAGCAACCAUUUUUGUAAAAUAUAUCCAAGAAAAAGUUCUUAGUUGUACUUCUUGCUAGGGAAGGGAUACAACAAAAACAAAUUAGCAGGGUAAGGCCUUUUCUAUCAAAAAAAAAAGAGAAAAGUUGUCAAAUUUCGCGUUAAGUAGACACUCAAUAAAAUCAAAAAGAAAUCAUAAAAGGAUACGAGGUAUUUUUAAUUUUCCUUUCCAUUUCCUUUUUUAUAUUGUUUACACCCACAGCUGAAGAAAUCCUUGUUGCUUCACUAGAAUUAGGUUUCAAAUAAAUUUUUCAAGGCGCAUUUUUUGAUUUAUUUUCAUAUUCUUCUUCUCAUUUCGUAGUAUAUAUAUUUUUUGAAAAAUUAGCUUUUCUUUGGGUAAGCAAGGAAGAUUGACUUGGAUUCCUUGAGUUACACUUUCCCCUUUAAACCAGAAGGGCCAGGGAUAUUGACACACACACAACAGAGUGUAUAGUCUUUUAAUUGCUUGUCACAAAUUUCAACUGUCGAAGAGCGAGAUAGCUGUAUUAAUUUUAUAUAUUGUACGAUAUUCCCGCGUUUGGUGCACAAGAGCGCGCAUAUCCAUUAUACGUUACUUGAUCUUCAACAGACUCUUUCAUGGAAGAGUCGGGAGCAAGUGCGAUUGGUUUACACUCAAAACUACCUAAUGGUUUGGUAGAGGGAGAUCCUGCUGAGCUGAGAAGCCCUACCAGCCUAAGAAGGGGCUUAAGUCACACAUUGUCCACAUCGGCCGCACUUAAGCUUACACUAGCAAACCAUCACCCCCCCUUCACCACUUUAGCAUCGCAGAAUGAAGUAAAGGAAAUACCUAAUACUAUUAGUAGUAGUUACAAUAACAAUGGUCCUGAUAGUAUUGAUUUAGGUAAAAGAGGAUGGAGUUCGGAUUUGCGUGAUAACGCAGCACAUUUUGGAACAAGUGAUAUUUCAACUGUUCGUGAUUCAUGCGCCUCAACUGGUGUAGCCCCACCCAAGCAGCGCAGUUCUCCCGGAACUCUUCUUUCUCAGGACUCUUUGCUAACCUCUACUGCAGCUGUUGGUGCGCAUGGUUCAGGGGGGAUGCAUUAUAAUAGUCAACCACAAUCUAAAAAUAGUUCCACCUCAAACCUUAACAACGACGUUUGGCAGAACCACCAUCAGUUAUGUCAGACAUCUUCAGGAUGUGUGGAGACUAGAAGACCAUCUUCAAGUAGUCAAAGAGUGAUAGGAUAUCCAUCACCACAGAGCCAAAUAGGUGUUGUUCAUCACCACUACCGCUACCAGAAGCAUCAUAAACAUCAUUAUCAUCAGUACCAAGAAUAUUACCAUCAUCAUCAUCAUCAUCACCAUUUUUAUCAGCAUCCUAUGGGUACUCAGGGGGCUUCCGCACCUGCGAUGUUGUAUGAAGAAUUUGGAAAUUAUCCCCAUCGACAGCAGCAACAAAUGCUGUAUUGUCAAAACAUCUCACAGCUACCGAUGCAGAAUUAUCAUCGCCAUCAAUAUCACCAUCGUCAACAUCAACAAUUCACUGGAGUGAGUUCAGGCUACCUGUCUCACCCAGAAUAUACGGACCCCUUUUAUGCACCUGCAGCGCCCAUCGUUAGCGCUAAACCGAGUUUUAAUACCAACUGCUACGCAGAUCCCAGGGGGAUGGUCUCAUCUGAGACGUACUAUCAACCUCCCUAUUACCAUUUUCCUAAUUACCCCAGUCAGGAGGUGAUGUUAACAGCUGCUUCAACGACUCCUCAGAAUUGUGAGGACAGUUCCUCUGCGGGUGGGUUUAUUGGAGGCAUUAAUUCCUCAAAUGUUAAUCCGGCUUCUUACUUCCAUUUCCCUGCCGUGGUACCACCCGCUGCCGCAUUACCAUCGGCGAAUGUGCAGCUAAGGGGUUAUCGACCAUUCUAUUCUCAGGGCUACGGAAUGCACCCGACGCCGCCACCUAUCAACAACUCUAUGCAACCGUAUCCACGAGAUUAUCAUCUUGGACAACCAGAGUUUAAUGCGAUGCAGCAGGGUGGAGUGUCACCGUAUUUGCUGCAAAAUCAUUCUCAAAUGAUGCAGUUUUCUGGAGGUGGUGCCUACAUGUCUUUCCCAUGCCGAUCGAUCCUAGGUCGCAAAACAAGUACAAAUGGAGGAUAUGUGAGCGAUACACCUGUUGUGGCAGGCCCCAAUAAAAGUGAUCUAAAAAAAAAUUAUGACAACGCCGAGGGAAGCGAAGCUUACACAUCUCAUAAGCGCAGCAGGGAGAUGGAGAUGAAUAUUCGUGAUGCUAAUUCCGAGGAUAGGCACAGUACGAAUGGAUUAAGCGCAAUGACAUUAAAGGGUGAUAGGUGCGUGAAUAUGAGUGUUCCCACCGUAGAUGUUGACAGUAUCAGUAACUAUCAGAAUUCACCUUUCCAGCAACAUCUACAUGGACACCGCCAUAAGGAGGCCUAUCUGUACCAACACAGGGCCACACACAAUGGGUCAGACCUGAGAGAAGCCCCGGCUGAGGCUCGCGAGGACACACCUCCUUCCGUUUCGGAAAUUUCCUAUGAUCGACAAUCGGGCCCCACGCGUUCGGUCUCCAUGGCGUCGAAUUUUAUCCAAAAUCAUCCCCGUGUUGAUACCACAGUCCAAGUGGCUGAGCUACCUAACUGUAAGCUGCCACCAGCAUUACAUGGGAAGACGGCACCGGGGGCUGUGGCGACCCAUCCCCUUAACGAAGUGAGUUUGUCUACUACACCAACUGGGGCAGUCCACUACGAGGAACAGUUAGCAAGGGAUAUUAAAUCGCAUAGUUCUCAGCAUCAACAACCUUUUGUACCCAUCAGCACUGGCCUUGAGAUUGCGACAGAAGAAGGUGUUAGACCGCAAGAUCAGCCCCCCAAUCUAGUCACUGAACCUCAAUUUGUGAUCGCGUCCAAUUCACCUUCAGGUCAUCUGGCGGGUGUAAACUUAGAGAGAUGGGAUACUGAAGGGGGAUCCAAACCAGCAACCGCGAAUACGACUCCAGUGCGUCAUCCACCGUGCUACACAAAUGCUAUGGAUCGCUAUUGGAAUUCCUUUUCGCCUGCUCAAGCCUUGACAUUGGAUUCUAGCGCGUUUCCAACUUCAACCAGCGCCAGUACUCCGCAGGGAUUACCCAUUAAUUACGAGUCUUCUAUGCAUCCACCACCGUCUUCGCAUCAGUCUCCUGCGAUGUAUGGAGCUGGCGGUGUUCGGACUUUUAAACCCAAUUCAUCCUAUUCGCACCUCAACACGCUGCAUUCGUACAGGGAGGAGAUGGGCAUCUCUAGACAGGCGUGCGGGCACCACCCGAAAAUGGGUCCAGGGGCUGUUCCCACGAUGGUCUCUGCCCCUGCACUGAGCCAGCCACCGCCGUUUGGGACGUUAGUUAGUGGGGAAGCUGCGGGCGGUGCCGCGGUAUUUCCACUUUCUCCUACAUUAAUUGACAGCGGCAUUUCAUUUAAUACCCCAUCCUGCCGACAUUUGGAUGCCGAUGGAUUGGGUUUAGGUUCAGGAUAUCCUAUCCCGGUCGCUACUUUUCCAGGUAAUAGCAAGCGGCCAUUUAACAGCAAUGUCCCUCAGCAGCAACAACGGUACCCACAACAAUACUCGUACCAGCAGUCUCAAUUAACACAAUGCCCAUUCUCGUCACCGAAACCCCCUGCAUUAGGCAUUCCUUCUCAAGUGGAGCGCGAUGACAUUAACAAUACAAACAACAGCUUUGGAAAUCUACGUGGUGGGACGCAGAUCUGCGUUUCUUCUAAGAUGCCGGAUCAUUUUAUAUAUGGCGGGACUCCUGUAUCGCCGAUGACUGGUACUGGAAGUCAUCUUAAACCUAAUCUAUCCAGCGACAUUAACGUCGACGCCAACACAGCUCCCAGCGCUCAUUUCCCCAUACCCGGCGGUAAUUAUUCACGCCGCGCUCACAUUUCAUGCCAUCCUCAGCAGCAGCGUGGUAACUCAAACUACGUCUACCCCAAUGGUAUACCUUCUUUGCUUUACGAGCACUACGUUGAAACUACGCAGGAAACAUGGAUUGAGGAGCUUGAUGCUGAUGCUUCCUUUGAUCCUUCGCUGUACGGCAACAUUACUUGCCUUGUUGACUCUUUUUCACCAAGGGUGCCAAUUGCGUACAACUUAGAGUUGCCUUUCCAGGAUGACGUGAAUUUGUCGUCGCCGCGGUUGAAGUCUACAUCGUCGUCUGAUUCUAUUCCUUCAGCCAGCUCACUUAUAAAUGGGGAUACCAAUAAGGUAGAGCGCCAGGAUCCGUCAGCUCUUCCGCAUGGUCGCGCAGAAGCUGUCAACAGUACUGUACCGGUUUCCAACACGGAAUCACAGAGUGCUAAUGGUAUAAAUUCAACUAUUAAAAAUAAUUUUAAAAAACCUAUGGAUGGGAAUUCAUGCUCAAUUUCGCAUUCUCAUAAUACACAUCAUAAUGAUAUGGAGUCAUCUAGCAGUGAAAGUUGUCCUAUCCCUUCGUCCACGUCAGCCAAGAAUGUGGAUAACCGUGGUAUUGAUGCAGGUAGUGUUAUGGACCCCGACUUAGUAUCGCCUUUGCGGUGUUACCAAGACUUCGAGGGCCCGCAUUUCGUAGAGCCUAUCGUGUCUUUAGCGUCAGUUUGGCAUAGUUUCAACUACCCUUUUGGCUGCUUGGUUCCUCUCUAUCAGUCCGUCAUUCUUUCCAACAUGCGACCGCCUGAGAGCAAGGUGGUGUACACGCCUCUCCUGAGUGGUUUCCGAAUUCGUUUCCACGAUGCCUCGGCCGCCUACGCCAAGCUGCUGGCCUUAAAACGUCGCGAAGGCAACGACCGGCCAAACGGCAAGGCGGGACCCCACUCGUUGCCUUUUUCUCCCUAUGGCAUGAUUCCCUCCGACUCCCCGGGUUUGCUGAGCUGGAGCGCCUCCGAGCGUCCGGACAAUCGUAAUGGGGUGGUAGAGCAGGUGGAGGAGCUCGCGCGGGCGAACGAGGCAUUUCGAACCCUUCUUACCGCCUCAACAGCGGAUGUGGAUCACCAGUCGUGGGUGGCGAUUAUGUGGCAACCCGUCUUCUGUGGGGGUCAUACUGCUAAGCAAAGCUGCGGGACGUUUCUCGCGUUUUAUAUGCUGCGGGCACCACGCCAUAUCUUUAUGCCUUUCACCGACAAGAGCUCCGGAACUUGCAUAAAUAGCUCGUGGGAUAGCCCUAUAUUUCGUGUUGAUAAUGAGAUUCUGUCCUUUGAUAUCUGGAGCUUUAAACGACGUUAUCAUAUCGGUCGCUGCGUGCCUGCUUCUCUUCCAGUGACCAGCGUCAGCGAAGCUAGACAGGUGUCUGUUCCAAAGGAAACUCCAUCAGUUGUCCGCCCCACAGAGAUCGAGGGAAUUGAGGUAACCAAUCCUAUGGAUUCUUUGCGUGAUUCACCUCAGUUUGCUUCCGCCGCGGCUGCCUCAGGGAAAGAUGUGAGGCGGUCUCGAAUGGGGAAUGACGUCGCCGACCUCACCCGAAGCCCCGAUCUCUCCGAUCCGUACGGACCGUUCUCCGCGUCCGCCGGCUUUUCUACGUCUCAAGUGCGUUUACCUCUUAUUGGGCUUAUUUUUAAUCGUUCGCGAUCGGAUGUAUGGUUUUGCCUUUCCACCCCCCCCUCGGCGGAGACGAUGUCCGGCGCCGGGUCCCAUCCCCCGCCUUGCCCUCAACGGAUCUAUCGGGCCCCACUUUUCUUGCUGGUGAGUGCGCUGCGGUUGAUGAGUUGGAAUGCCUUUGAAGAGAAUUGCCGUCUGAAGCGUUUUCAACUUCAAAAAGCGAGCAGAUGUGAUAAGGAGGAGAAUACAAAGCAGCGCCGUGUGGACCGUAAUGACGUAAUGAGCCACACGGCUUGCGGGGAGGAUGGUGGGCACACGGUAAUCGUCCCUUCGGAAAAAGACGAGGACGGCGAAAAGUCAAACAAAAGGCGACUUAUGGAUAUCGGCACCGAUGCCGCCUCAAUGAAUUGCAUGCAGGGUGAAGGGUGGUCAUCUAAAACCCAAUUCCUUCACCCUGUUGAGAUCUCACAUAGCGAAACGGUUCAUAAUGAUGGAGAUCACCUACCUUUGAAUUCCUAUUCGGAUCGCUUUAUGCACCAGAAGGUACAUCCUCAACAUACGCUUUCUCCACUUCACGUCGCGUUGCCUUCUUAUUACAUCAAGGGCAGUGAGUUGUUGGUGAAUGCCGCCCGUCAUUAUCGCACCCUCCGCGAGGCCGCGAUGCUGGACUCAAGCGCUGAGGACGCAGCGGGGUAUACCCACGUCAACGUCCACUCUCAUCUCAGCCCAUUGGCCGGUGGGUUUGAACUAAAUAAGGAGUCUCCAGCAAACGGGGAGGGAAAAGGAUCUGGCCAUUCCGAUCUUCCCCUCCGGGUGGUGGCAGGGGGCACGAACAUCGAGCUCUGUGGGAGUUCUGGUAGUGUAAUCCUGGGAUUGUUGGAUUUCUACCAGUGGGCGCAGCACGACGCCUCGAUUACGGACCUUACAGAGCGGUAUUGCGUGGGCUUUGAUAGGAAGGGAAGGGCCUACAGAAAGAACGGGAAACAUCUUGAGCCACGAUAA